GUUUCGUUAGUUAGUCGCUCGCAAUAGGUGCGAUUGCAAAGAUGUUCUUGUCGGGAUAUUGGCUACAGGUGGUGCUCUCCUGGGCGGUGGUGGCCUUCGUCAGUUCCACCGUCGGGGAUGUGCAGAAUAAAAUCGAAAUAUUCGAGGAGUCGAACGGAGCGAAUGGCCAGCGAGUGAAGCGGGAAGAUAGUAUUGAUUAUCGCCUGCCAACGGCUCUGGUGCCCGUGCACUACGAGGUCUACUGGCAUCCGGAUUUGGAAACGGGCAACUUCACUGGCCAGGAAACGAUUAGAAUCACGGUGGUCGAGCCCACCAACCAGAUCAUUCUGCACUCUUACCUUCUGGAGAUCACGAGUGUCUAUGUCCUGAACUACGAGGUGGAGAGUUUCGUGCUUGAGACGGACCGCCAGUUUCUGAUCAUCACGCUGACCACGGAGUUGCCGGUAGAUGCCAGCAUCACCCUGGGCAUCAUAUUCAAUGGUAGGAUGAAGGACAAGCUUGUGGGUCUCUACAGCAGCACCUAUCAAAAUGAGGCCGGAGCGCAGAGAACCAUUUCCACUUCGCAAUUCGAGCCCGUCUAUGCCCGCCAGGCUUUCCCCUGCUUCGAUGAGCCCGCAAUGAAGGCCACCUUUGCCAUAACUGUGGUGCAUCCCAGUGGCUCAUACUAUGCCGUCUCCAAUAUGAAACAAACCGAUUCCAACUACUUGGGCGAAAAUACCGAGGCAAUCUUCGAGAGCACCGUGUCGAUGAGCACCUACCUGGUGUGCGUCAUCGUGUCCGACUUUGCCUCUCAGGAAACCACGGUCAAGGCCAAUGGCAUUGGUGAGGACUUCUCCAUGCAGGCCUAUGCCACAUCCCAUCAGAUUGAAAAGGUGGAGUUUGCCCUGGAGUUCGGAGCAGCGGUCACAGAGUACUAUAUCCAGUACUACAAGGUGGCCUAUCCCCUGACCAAGCUGGACAUGGCCGCCAUUCCCGACUUCUCUUCGAAUGCCAUGGAGCACUGGGGACUGGUCACCUAUCGAGAGACCGCUCUGCUCUAUGACCCCAACUACAGCUCCACCUUUAACAAGCAAUCGAUUGCCAGCGUCUUGGCCCACGAGAUUGCCCAUCAGUGGUUCGGAAACCUGGUGACCAUGAAGUGGUGGAACGACAUUUGGUUAAACGAGGGCUUCGCCCGCUACAUGCAGUACAAGGGAGUUAACGCAGUGCACCCGGACUGGGGAAUGUUGGAGCAGUUCCAGAUCAUCGCUCAGCAUCCCGUGCUGGUGUACGAUGGCAAGCUCUCUUCGCAUCCCAUUGUGCAGCAGGCAGACACUCCCGACGAGAUCAGUGCCAUCUUUGACACCAUCAGCUAUGAGAAGGGCGGCUCUGUGAUCCGCAUGCUGGAAACUCUUGUGGGAGCCGAGAAGUUCGAGGAGGCGGUGACCAAUUACUUGGUGAAAUAUCAGUUCAAGAACACGGUGACCGAUGAUUUCCUCACCGAAGUGGACGCUGUGGUGCCCGAGUUGGGAGUGAAGAAGCUGAUGCUUACCUGGACCAACCAGAUGGGUUAUCCAGUGUUGAAUGUGUCAAAGACGCCCGCCGGUUUCCAGGUCACCCAGCAGCGAUUCCUCUCCAAUCCAGCUAGCUACGAGGAGAUGCCUGAUGACAGCGAGUUUGGUUAUAAAUGGAGCGUUCCCAUCACCUACACAGCCUCCACCUGGGACGAUGAUACGGUGGGCAGUGUGGUGUUCGAUCAUGAUGUGGACGCCGUGGGCAUUGCCUUAGAUAGCGACAUUGAGUGGAUCAAGUUGAAUGUACAUCAGACGGGCUACUACAGGGUCAACUACGAGGAGAGCCUCUGGACACUGCUCAUCCAGCAGUUGAACACAGAUCCCAGUCGCUUUGCAAUUGCCGAUCGAGCUCACCUCCUGAACGACGCUUUUGCUCUGGCGGAUGCCAGCCAGCUCUCGUACAUUGUGCCGCUGGAGAUGACCGGUUACUUGAGCCAGGAGAAGGACUUUGUGCCCUGGUAUGUGGCGGCCAACAAACUUAUUGCCAUCCACCGCAGUCUCAUGUUCAGCGAGGGAUAUGUAUCCUACCUGACCUACGCCAGGAGUCUGCUGACCAACAUUUACCAGGAAGUGGGCUGGACUGUGGAUGCCAACAAUCACCUGAGAAAUCGCUUGAGGGUCUCGAUCUUGUCUGCCGCCUGUGCCCUUGGCUUGCCCGAUUGCCUGGAGCAGGCCUCCACCCGUUUCAACGCCUUCCUGCAGAACCCAACGACCGCUAGGCCUUCUCCCGAUCUCCGUGAGAUCGUCUAUCAUUACGGCAUACAAGAGUCGAGCAGCCAGACCACCUGGCAGCAGCUGUACGCUCUCUUCUUGGAUGAAACCGACGCCAGUGAGCGUCUCAAGAUGAUGUAUGGUCUGGCCGGCACCCGGGAUGCCCAGCAGCUGUACACCUUCUUGGAUCUGGGCUACGACGAGAAUGUUGUACGCUCACAGGACUACUUCACUCUCAUGCAAAACAUUGCUGCCAAUCCGGUGGGUGAGCCCGUGGUGUGGGAGUACUACCGGGAGAACUGGCCCAAGCUCGCGGCACGCUUCACCCUGACCAACAAGUACUUUGGCCGACUGAUCGCCCAGAUCACUCAGAACUUUGCCGGCACCGUGAAGCUGGAGGAGGUGCAACAGUUCUAUUCCAAGUACCCGGAGGCCGGAGCCGGAGCCAACUCCAGGCUGGAGGCCAUCGAGACGAUCAAGUACAACAUCGAGUGGCUGGCCAGGAACCGCGCUGACAUCAGCGACUGGCUGAGUGGCACGGCCUCACCGCUGCUGACCAAGAAAAACCAAUUGUAAAACCUAUGAAUAUAAGCCAAUUAGGCACCAAUUAUAAUUGCAUAAGCAGCCUGCGAAAUUUCCGCUCGAGCUCACUAAAAUAAAAUUCCCAAUCAAACCAUAA
Molecule: messenger RNA, 2943 nt
Organism: Drosophila serrata
Lineage: Eukaryota; Metazoa; Arthropoda; Insecta; Diptera; Drosophilidae
Product: glutamyl aminopeptidase
Biological process (GO): peptide catabolic process; proteolysis
Cellular component (GO): cytoplasm; membrane
Molecular function (GO): peptide binding; zinc ion binding; metalloaminopeptidase activity
Source: RefSeq, a predicted model, not a curated record